AGUGUUUACCAGGAAGUGAGUCCAGGCAACAUGGUUGAAAUGUGAUGUUUUGGCUGCUACUAUACACUUUUCAAAUGUUUACAGACUAAUUCGCACCUUUGAAUGUAAUUGGGGCCAACCGAUGUCUAAAAUCAGCUCUAAACAUGUCUAAACCUGCCCUUCCUUCUCUUCAUCAAGCUCUGAAGAAAAGCUUCCACAGUCUUGAGAACAACCAGAGGAUUUGGAAGAGUGUUUUGGUCGAGUGCGGUCCUCUCAUGGUGUCUCUAGAGAACUUGGCAGAGCAGUCGAGAGCGCUUUCAAACGUCCAGAUCUCCAACACACCCCUCCGAGACUUUCCUGAGCUGGAGGAGCGGCUGCGGUUUAAACUCUUGAAAUCCACGGACACGGUACUCUUCAAACUCAACGAGAAGAUGUGAGUGAACUAGACAACCAUUGAUAUACGGUGGCCGAGAACCGCCACUUCGCUAAAUAAAAAAAGAACGCGAAAAGAAGAAGGGUCUGUGUAUUAUCCGUCCAUUUAAUUAUUCCAUUCAAUCUAGUAAAUGAAAAUCGAAAAAAACGAGUCAAUAUUUUCUGUAUUUCUGUGUAACCAAAAAAUAAAAAAUGAGUGUUUGUUUUCGUAUUCUCAGUUCAAAACAGAAAAUAUAAUAUAUAAUAGAGAUUCUAUCUGCACUGUUUCUUUUUUUAUUUGCAGUGUGCUUUAGUUUCUUUUUUUUUUGUAUUGGUAACUUCCGUUGUGGCGUCUUCUUUUUUUUUUUGCAUUCUUUUUUAAUUUGCAGCAGUGGCAGUUCUCGGCCACUGUACUGAUGAACCAUUUGAAAAUAAAAAAUCCACGCAAGACUGGUAAAAAUAAAUGUUAUUGCUUGCACUUGAUUGCUAUCAGAAUCCAAGAAAACCUUGAAACAGUUUUUAACCUUUCUUUGUUAUUUUUGAUCAGCUGUUUUUUCACAUCUAUCUCUUGUCCUUCAGGUCUUCUCUGCAGUCUGUCCGAGACUCCAUUUGUAACCAGGUUUCUGCAGUCUUCCAGCUUUAUGAGCAGAACUCAGACAGUGUGGAUCUUCUCACUCUGACAGAGCGCUCAGCCGCCACCCCGUCUGUCUCUGACAUGCUGGAGUGGCUGCAGGAUGCAGAGCGUCACUAUCGACAGCAGUAUCCUUUUCUGCACGUAAGUGUGUUUGCAUUGUGUUCUGGGUAUUUUACAGUUUUUUCUUUAACUGUAAAUGUCCAGAUUUGUGAGGAGGAAGACUCUGCUGCAGACACUAAGAGCAGACGAUCUUUCUGCAUUAGAAGCUGCUCCCAAGAGAUGGAAAUCUAUAGAGUGUCCAAGUGCCGAAGACCAAAUCACAGGUAAAAAAAUUUGUAGUACUGUCGACAACUUAAUGCUCAAGCUCUUGUAAGGAACUUUUGACUGAUUUUUGACCAUCAGAUUUAUUUUUUAUCAUGAAAAUUUAGAUGACGACAUUUUAGAACAACUCUAUUUCUUAAAGGGAUAUUCCGGCGUACAAUUAAUUUCGAGUUAGACACCCCCUUGAGAGAUGAAUGUUGCCGACCGCUUGCUUCUCUAGUUAUACCAACUUUAGUAACGAUCGCAGGAUAGCAAAACACAGCAGUCUAAGGAGCCAUAAACAAACCUCAACCAAAACGCCACUCUAUAGCCACAAAUAAUGCAGUGGUCGGCAACAUGUCUUGAUGUGUUGUAGUCAUUAAUGUACAGAUAUAAGGUUGAUACUUAUAGGAUAUAAAUGCUAAUAGUAAAGCAAAGAUGACAGAAAUGUCAGUUCUUAUAUUUGAAAUAUUGUGUCAGGAUUCAGAAUCUGUAUUAUUCCACUUACAUCACUUUAACUUUAUUGUUCCAUUGUCUUUAGUUUUAAAUGUAAGUAGUAAGUUGUGUAUUACUGUAGAUAUGAGGCACUAAAGGUCUGUAGGUGGACUAAUUCAAUCUCCGUCUGCUUCCAGAUACUCUCUGCAAAGUGUCCUUUUUUAUUGAUUCUUAAUGACGAGAAAGCCUGACACUCAAGUGGAACCCUGACCUGCCGAGUUCUGACUGAAUCUUUGAGGAGGCUUGAAGAAAAAGCAAAAUCUCCAACAGGGACACAGUUACAUAAGAUGGACACAAUUACUGUGGAUGCCAGGAGGAGGAUGACUGGAUCUAUUUUAUUAUGAAAAUAUAUCUGGCGAUGAAGAUUGAUAAACAAAUGGCUGAGUCAAAACCUAACUGGUAUCUGUAAAUUAACCAAAUUGACAUGUAUUUUAUGAGAUGAAUCGACACGGUUAUCAUUAAGAUCGUUUUUGACAAAGUCAGUGAGACACACUUUUACAAACACACUGUUUUAUUUCACACUUUGAAUGUAAGGCACACUCAGUGAAGGCUUAAUGUGACAAAUCUGAAGGUAACGUCGACAAAACUGCUCAUGUAACCACUGCAAUCAUCACAACACAAGCCAUCAUAGAAGCCAUCAUCACGGACGCCGUGUACUUUUUUUGUGAUUGGACAUAAUAGGGAACAGGCUUUCUUCAGGCUCUUCUUAAAACGACAGGCCAGUAAAUGCAGGGACUGUACAGAAGAAGUGGAUGUAGCCACCCUAACGUGACUCGCUGGUGUCUGUAAUGCCCCAGAAUGAGCGUUUUGGUCAUCACCAUGAUUGGUAGACUUGUCUUAAUUUUAGUAAAUGUAUCACCAACACAGACACCUGCAGUGAAACCCUGAAGCAGACUCUGCUUUUUAAUAACAGAACUGUAAUAAUCUGUAAAAUAAACACCAGGCUUUAAAUAAGAAGGCUUGAAUCUUAAAACAUCUUUCGCAAACAUUUGACUCGCCCCCUAGUGGUCAUCAGGGAGAAGGCAGCUUUAAGGUUCAUUCAUAUUGACGUCACUUUUGAAAUCAAGAAGUUACGUCCACUUUCAAAUCAAACAAAUUUGAACAUUUUUAUUUACUGAGGAAAAGUUUAGCAUGAAAAAGAAACGCAAAAUAGGUUGAAUAUGUGAAUAAAUCCUGUAUGUUUAUCUUUCAUAGCAUAAAAUGUACAUACAGAAGAGGGUAUUUUGAGAAAAGAACCAAAGUUAUAAAGUUUAACAGCAUCCACUUUCUCCCUCUCCUCCUGCGUCCUCUUCAUACGUACUCCUUCAGUGGCAGACUGUUGGAUGUGAUGGGUUUUGGGGGAUCUGGUGCAGGUGAAUUUGCAAAGCUCCGGCCGAUGUAGCCCCUGCGGUACCUGCCCCCUCUCUCCAUGAGAGGGCAGGUGCUGCUCAGCACGGCCCCACUGAUCAUUAGAAUGACUGCAGCCGCCCAGCCCAGGUAAAUGGCCUGACCCAGCUCCCGUUUGUGCAUCAGGGGCACGUUUGGGUUGUAGAAAUCCUGAACGACAGUGUUAGCGGUCCAGGAAACGGGAAUAAGCACGCAGAGGCCGGUCAGGAUAAAGAGAACCCCCCCUGCGAGUGCGAUCCCAGCCUUGGCUCGGCGGUCAUCCCCGGCGCAGGUGGUGCAUUUCAUGCCGCAGCAGGACACGGUACAGGAGAGCCAGCCCAUGAAGAUGGCGACGCACAUGAGGGCGCGGGCGGCCUGGAUGUCCGGAGGCAGGGCCAACAUGGAGUCGUAUGUUUUGCAUUGCAUGUGGCCUGUCGUCUGGUAGAUACAGUUCAUCCAGAUGCCCUCCCACUUGAUCUCUGAGGUGAGGAUGUUGCUGCCGAUAAAGGCUGAAACCUUCCACUGAGGGAGAGCGGUGACUGCGAUGGCCAUGAUCCAGCCUGUCACGGCGCAGGUGAAGCUGAUGAGCUGCAUGCCGGUGUUCACCAUGAUGGCCACAGUUUUGUGUCUCCUUUUCCUCAAAGAAAUGUCUCUAAAGUCCACUCUUUCAGUUUUCCUUUAAAACCAAGAAGUCUCUGAGAAAAAAAUCAAUCUUUAACUCCACUCUUCUUCUUCUCCUUUGGGUCAAACUUUCUUCUUUCUUCACCCCAAACUCACUUUCUCAGCAGCCAUUUUUCUUCUCUUUUCCUUUUUCUUUUCAACAUCUGCUUUUUGGUUGUAACCUCUACGUGUCUCCUUCGAUCCCACUCGCUUUCGCUCCACAAUCGCCCAAGGAUUACCCUCUCGCGCACUUUCUCCUCCCUUUCAUUCCUGAGCUGGACUCAAUGCAUUAUUGAGUAGCCGAUAGCUGUGCAGCCACCUGUGGCAGCCUACAGGAGCCCGAUUGAUCAGGCUUCACCAGGUCCUGGUCUUUGUGGAUGAAACAGGCCAAAGCACGGGUCUUUGUUUUUGUUUUCCUGUGAGUGAGUUCUCCUUGUGUCCAGCUCUGGAGUCCAGUUUUGGAGCUGCAGUGUCACAGCUCACAGGUGUAGCCUUACCUAAAUGGAUCAGACUGAUAGAACCUGAUACUAGGAUUUCAAUGCAACUGAUGCUGCUAUGAGUGUAUCCUGUCACAGCUUGAUUACACUAAAUAAAAAUCCUCACUUGUUCCCUCAUGGUUGACAAAAAUCCUGUUUGAUCCGUGAAGCAAACAUCCUGUAAAAAAAAACCAGCUUCUUUUCCCAGUUGUUGUUUUAGCAGAUUUUUAAAAACAGGUUUACAACGAAAAACAGUCGCCAGGAUUCACUUUCAGAUGCUGCUGCUGCUGCUGCUGGCUCAAGUACCUCUUUGUUGACAAUAAAGCGCAGCGAGGGUCCAAGCCUAGCCGAGGCCACUUCAGGCUUCACCCUCCUCCCCCUAACCGCCUCCUUUAGUGGCUUCUCCGCAGCCCAAACAGGUCAGUUUAGCUCCAAUAAAGAUGUAGAAACCGAAUCAGAGCAGAUUUCUGGGUUAAAGAAAGCAGCGUAACCAAACUGAACCUCAGCAAGAGGAGGAGAAAAAAACAGUGAUGCAGGAGGGAGAGGGGGCAGAAGAGGGUGAGACAACAAAAGAAGGGAGGGAUGGAUGGAUGAGGAUGGAGCGCCGUCCGUAGGUGGAUCAGUUGACACAAAGACAACACGCGGGGGGGCCUCUGCGAUGAGGAUUACACACUUUGUGGCGCUUUCACGACCGCACAAACUGGCCUGUGUUUUAAAGGAGCUUUCACUGAAACAGGCUUUCACUUUGUUGGUUUUUGUCUUUUAAUAAAGGGAGAAACAGCCGCACAACAGAGGCGUUUAGGGGGUUUCUGUUCGGUUGUGAAAAGCUGAAAAGCCACAGGUGAAAAAUACAGGUCAAAGGAGCAACAAAAGAGGUCCGUUAGAUGAUUUCAAGCAAAAUUUCUGCACACCACAAAUACAAGAGCCCAAAUUCAGAGAACAACGCAACAUUAUGUGUGUUCAUUUUUUAUGUUUUUUCAUGAGUUUUAUAUCCAGUUUAGUCAUAAUUCUUAGGUUGGUCAUUGUCAGAUACUUUAUUACCUGUAAUUUAUUUUAAGCGUGUGGGUAAAAAAGGGACCUUAAUAAAUGUAAAACCCCCUUUUUUGUUUAAAAGUGAUUUUUUUUUAAGCAUGUUCUACAGUCUUGACAAAAUUCUAGCAAACAUGGAUUAUCUGUUUCAGUUGUUUUAUUAUACUUACGUAUUUCAAUACAAACUUUGACAAUGAAUAAAAAAAGGACCCAAACCUCAA
Molecule: messenger RNA, 5570 nt
Organism: Xyrichtys novacula (pearly razorfish)
Lineage: Eukaryota; Metazoa; Chordata; Actinopteri; Labriformes; Labridae
Source: the annotation of a GenBank genome assembly